AUGUCACUUUGUGGGGCAAAGAGAAGGGACUUCCAAAUCCCAGGGCUGCCCAGGCCCCCUCCGCCCCCACCUCAGCAUCGCAGCUCCCACCCAGCCGGCACUCCCACCCCCUGCUUGUGUCGGGAGCCCCGGGGACUUGGCCAGGCAGCAGGGGAGCUCCUUAAAGACCAGCCAGGCCAAGCCUUCAGCAAUCGGAUGGGGGGCACAAGGCCCGGGGACGGCCAGCCAGGUCUCCUGCAGGCCCCCCACCCCAGGAGCAUGGAGCAAGGGGGCGGGAACAGCCAGCCCCCGACCCCAAGUGCGCUGAGAGCACGGAACCGCCGGGAGGGCGUGAGGGGAAGUUUCCCCCGAUUCCGGAAGGCGCGCAAGUGGUCGAGGGACCCGUCUUCCUACGUGCCCGACACGGUCGACCUCACGGACGACGCCCUGGCCCGCAAGUACUGGCUCACCUGCUUCGAGGAGGCCCUGGACGGGGUGGUGAAACGCGCCGUGGCCAGCCAGCCGGGCUCCGUGGACGCAGCCGAGCGGGCGGAGAAGUUCCGGCAGAAAUACUGGCGCAAGCUGCAGACGCUGCGACACCAGCCGUUUGCUUAUGGGACGCUGACCGUGCGCAGCCUUCUGGACACGAGGGAGCACUGUUUGAAUGAGUUCAACUUCCCGGACCCCUACUCCAAAGUCAAGCAGAAGGAAAACGGGGUCGCACUGAAGUGUUUCCCGAGGGUGAUCCGCUGUCUGGACGCCUUGGGCUGGGAGGAGAGGCAGCUGGCCCUGGUGAAAGGCUUGCUGGCGGGGAACGUCUUCGACUGGGGAGCGAAAGCCGUCUCUGACGUCCUUGAAUCUGACCCCCAGUUCGGCUUUGAGGAGGCCAAGUCGAAGCUGCAAGAGCGGCCGUGGCUCGUGGACUCCUACGGCAAGUGGCUUCAGAGACUGAAGGGGCCCCCUCACAAAUGUGCCUUAAUUUUCGCAGAUAACAGUGGAAUAGACGUCAUUUUGGGAGUCUUCCCCUUUGUCAGGGAGCUUCUCUCUAGAGGGACGGAGGUCAUCCUGGCGUGCAACUCGGGACCCGCCUUGAAUGACGUGACGUACUGUGAGUCCCUCAUCGUGGCUGAGCGCAUCGCGGCCAUGGACCCCGUCGUCCACUCGGCGCUCAAAGAGGAGAGGCUACUGCUGAUGCAGACGGGCUCCAGCUCCCCGUGUCUGGACCUCAGCCGCCUGGACAAGGGGCUGGCCGUGCUGGUCCGGGAGCGAGGCGCAGACCUGGUGGUGAUCGAGGGCAUGGGCCGCGCCGUGCACACCAACUACUACGCGGCCCUGCGCUGCGAGAGCCUCAAGCUGGCCGUGAUCAAGAACUCCUGGCUGGCCGAGCGGCUGGGCGGCCGGCUCUUCAGCGUUAUCUUCAAGUACGAGGUCCCGGCCGAGUGAGGCGCCCGCCCCGCCACCCUCCUCCGCUCGUCGGGAACGUACUUCGACCACAACAGGGAGACCGAGUUCCGAUCGGAAUAUUUAUGUCGCGCGCCUGUGACUGAGAGCCGGGUGCGCCCGGUUGGGAGCGUAGGCGCGUGUGGCGUCGGGGUCCCUACGAUGCUGCCGCGUCCGUGGCGGGAGACGCAACUCUGUCCAGCGAGACAUUCGUAUUGGAAUAUAUUUAACUGUUAAA
This is a messenger RNA of Lynx canadensis (Canada lynx), 1657 nucleotides long. RefSeq names its product pantothenate kinase 4 (inactive) (gene PANK4). The transcript has 13 exons. The coding region runs from base 1 to 1422 and encodes 473 amino acids. NCBI's taxonomy places the organism in Eukaryota, Metazoa, Chordata, Mammalia, Carnivora, Felidae. Gene Ontology annotation, cellular component: nucleus; cytosol. The record is from RefSeq and is a predicted model, not a curated record. Gene Ontology annotation, biological process: coenzyme A biosynthetic process. Gene Ontology annotation, molecular function: ATP binding; pantothenate kinase activity.